Molecule: messenger RNA, 201 nt
Organism: Neurospora tetraspora
Lineage: Eukaryota; Fungi; Ascomycota; Sordariomycetes; Sordariales; Sordariaceae
Exons: 2
Coding region: 1-201 (66 amino acids)
Source: RefSeq, a predicted model, not a curated record
AUGCCAAACUCAGUAUACUGCAACGUCGGUGGCUGCGAGAACGAUAAGGUCUUCUCAGCUAACAAACAGCACCAGUAUUGUUCUACUCACAAAUGCGCCGAUUCCUCGUGCGGUCAGCGGAAUACGGCGGGUUCGAUCUACUGCGGCGCACGUAUGUCAUCUAUAUAUUAUGAUGCCUUGUUGAUGUUGAGAGUUAGCUGA